GCCAAGUACCAGAGAUCUCUCUCUAAGAAACGACAGUGAGAUGGCGGCCCUAAAAAUCGAUACAGAAGAAGCUCUUCGGCGUGUCAUUCACACAACACCUAUUAUUGAUCAUCAUGCCCACCCUCUUCUAAAGCUGAGUGCUAUAAGAAAACAUCCUCUCCUAUGCAUCGCUACCGAGGCCAAUGGAGAUGCCAUUGAAGACUCAAAGACAAGUUUGGCACAUCUUCGUGCUGUAAAGGUUCUUGCCAACCGCCUAGGCACCGACACAACUUGGGAAGCUGUUGAGGCCGCUGUCGCCAGAAAGCAGAAGGGAAACUAUGAUGAGUGGAUAAAGACGUGCAUGUCAGGCAUCGAAAACAUCUUGGUCGAUGAUCUUCUGGGCGAUCCGGCUGAUGUUGAGCCUUACCACACGCUCAAUGCCUAUACGAGAAGCCCCAACAAGCGCAUCCUUCGAAUCGAAGAGGUUGCAGCGAGCUGUAUCGAAAAGGCCUGUGGUCAAUUUUCACACCCUUCAGAGGCAUUCUCAGGAUCUGUCGAGAAUUUCAUGAACGCCAUCUAUGAUGCUCUCGAUGACCCGGAAAUUGUCGGCUUCAAAUCUGUUAUCUGCUAUCGAACAGGUCUCGUCGUCACUCAAGUCACCGACCUUGAGAUUAUCAUGCAACAGUUCCAGCUCAUUUUUGACACCCGGAAAGAAGACGGUGCUCAACCAUUCGAGAGGCUUGAUCAUGAGCCACUCAACGAUUACUUCCUGCACAUCCUGGCGGGCUUGAUCCAGAACGGCGAGGAUGAGCACAAGAAACCUAUCCAGUUCCACACUGGUCUUGGAGACAACGAUAUCACACUAUCCAAGUCGUCACCCGCACAUCUACAGGAGUUCAUCAAAACAUACCCAGAUGUGCCAAUCGUUCUCCUUCAUGCCAGUUACCCUUUCACUCGUGAAAUGGGAUACUUGGCGAAUGUUUACAGCAAUGUCUACGCUGACAUUGGCGAAGUAUUCCCCUUCAUCAGCCGCGAGGGACAAGAAGGUGUAGUCCGACAAAUCUUAGAACUCUGUCCAGUAUCAAAGAUUCUCUGGAGCACCGACGGACAUUACUUCCCGGAGACUUACAUCAUAGCCGUGGAUCAGCUCCGGGAGGUGCUGCAGACGGUGCUAGCAGAUUAUGUCCACAAGGGAGAUAUGACCUGGACACAGGCAGCUCAGCUGGUUCAAGACAUUCUCUUCAACAACGCCAACAAGCUAUAUGAUCUGAAAUUAGAAUUCAAGCCAUUGCCACCAGACUCGAGUCAAGGCUUUGAGUCUUCUGAGCAAACGUACGUUGCGACACUGGCCAGAUUCCUUAAGAAUAAGGAAGAACCGAGAUUCUUGCGGGUGACUUGGACUGACUUCAUCGCAAUGUCUCGAGCGAGAGCAAUUCCUAUGCGCCGCGUCUGGUCCAUGCUGCGAAACGGCGAAGACUUUACACUCGGCGUGACAAAGGCUGGUCUUGGAAUCGACCAGAGAGAUUCGCCAGUGCCGAGUAUCACACCAACAGGAGAGUAUAGAUUGCAUCCCGAUCUGAGCAGCCUUCGUAUUGGUCCUCGUAAGGGACAUAUAAGUGUCAUGGGUGACUUCAAAGAAAAGGACGGUACACCCGCGCCUUUCUGUACACGUACCCUCCUAAAGAAGACACUCAAGCAGGCAGCCGAGCAGGGACUCGAGUUUACGCUCGGAUUCGAGAUCGAGCUUGUGCUUUUCCGCCGCGGUCACGAGAACAAGUUCGAACCACUUGAUAGCGAUGGACAUAUGUGGUCGGUCACUCGGGCUCUGGACCAUGAAGCGGUGAUUGAGGUUCUUGAAGAUGCCGUUGAACAGCUCGAUGCUGCUGGCGUGUAUAUUGAGUUGAUGCACCCCGAAAGUGCCAAUGGGCAGUACGAGUUUGUUCUGCCCAAGGCAUCGGCGCUCGAGGCAGUUGACACUCUCCUCUACACCAGAGAAGUCAUCAGCAGUUGCGCUACAGCAAAGGGAUACCGCAUGACGCUUCAUCCUAAGCCAUAUGCCAUGUCAUGCGGAACAGCAGCGCAUAUGCACAUGUCUAUCUCAUCACCUAUCGGAUCGGAUAAGCAAGUUUACGAACCCUUCUACGCAGGCGUCCUGAAGCAUCUCCGAGCCAUUGCGGCCUUCACAUACAGCAGCAUGGUCAGUUAUGAACGCGUUGUAGACGGCUGCUGGGCCGGCGGGACUUGGGUAACAUGGGGUACCCAGAACCGUGAAGUGCCACUACGCAAGAUCGAGGGUAGUCACUGGGAGAUCAAGUGCAUCGACGGACUUGCCAACCCCUACUUGUCGCUUGCGGCGAUCCUAUUAGCGGGGACAAAGGGCGUUGCUGACGAGGAAGAGCUGGUCUGGAAAGACUGCGCCAAGGACCCUGCAGUGCUGUCUUCGUUAGAGAGAGAAGAGCUCAACAUGAGUGCAAGAUUGCCUAGAAGCAUUCAAGAGGCGCUUGCGGCGCUGGGUGAAGAUGAAGAGCUGACUGAACUACUUGGUCCCGAAGUUGUUGAGAGAUUCGUUGAUAUCAAGAAGGCCGAGACAGCUAUUUUGGAGGAGAUGGGGGUUGAUGAGCGGAAACAGUGGGUUAUGGAGCGAUACUGAAGCUGACGAUGACCUCGUUGACAUUUGAUGAGGAGAUGGAUAUUAGCUAAUAGACUGAAAAUUUGACAUCUUCAGCAAGGCUUUCUACAUUAGUGAAUUCAUCUCCCCUGCCAGCUGAAACAUUUGAUGCCCAGUGUCAUGAUGGUGACUCCGCAACAAUGGGGCACGAAGCUCUGGAAAUGCUCUAACAUGGACAUGGCGUUCGUGAAACCCAUGGUCCUGGGUACGGUACCAGGGAUUAUGCAGGGAGCACUUCUGAUCA
Messenger RNA from Fusarium oxysporum Fo47, 2891 nucleotides. RefSeq lists its product as uncharacterized. Gene Ontology annotation, molecular function: hydrolase activity; glutamine synthetase activity. The coding region runs from base 41 to 2629 and encodes 862 amino acids. The record is from RefSeq and is a predicted model, not a curated record. The transcript has a single exon. Lineage: Eukaryota; Fungi; Ascomycota; Sordariomycetes; Hypocreales; Nectriaceae.